Molecule: messenger RNA, 1221 nt
Organism: Eimeria mitis
Lineage: Eukaryota; Apicomplexa; Conoidasida; Eucoccidiorida; Eimeriidae
Exons: 1
Coding region: 1-1221 (406 amino acids)
Source: RefSeq, a predicted model, not a curated record
AUGUCUAACGUACAAAGCGGGAAUGCCACUCCCCGUGGCGUUGGCGUCAACACCGCGAGCCACCAGCCCAUGCACACGCUGCCUCAAGUCGGCAGUGGGUUUCACAACAUGAUGAGCCAGGGGUCUUUUGUCGGGGCUCCUUUUGCAUUUGGUAGCCCUCCGGCGAGUGAUGGAGCAGCAACACCCAAUCAGGGCUGCGGGCCGUGCUGCUAUGCGGAGCCGCCGCCAAUGCAACAGCCACACCACGGAUUGUGGACCUGGAGUCGGGAUGGCCGGCUUAAACUAACAUGUGAGCAGCCGAUUGUGCCAGUUCCAGUCAUUCAAGAGAUUCACAGACGCGAUAAGAUCAUCGAAGUGCCUCAAGUAGAUGUCGUGGAUGCUGUGAAGCCAAGGGUGUACAACCAAGGAGUGGAGCACGAGGUCCCCAAAAUGCGCAUUGAUGCUCAACCAGUAACACUGGAAAUACCCAAGUACAAAUACGUGGAAAGAGAAGUUUUGGUCCCCAUUGUCACUGGAUACACCCACAAGUUCGUGCCAAAGUGGGAAAUAAGGGAAGUGCCUCGCCCCGUGGUGAAGUAUGUCGGCGAGCAAGAAACGAUUGAAGUCGAAGUGCCCCAAGUGAAGUUCGUGGACAGGAUAGUCGAGAAGGAAAUUGUGGUUGACACCAUAGAAAAGAAGGUACCCAAGAUUAUUGAGGUCCCGAAGUACGUAGACACGGUAAAGUAUGUCUGGAAGCCCGUGGAGAAGAUAGUGCAUGUCGAGCGAUUUGUGCCUAAAUUCGACGUUUCUCUUGAAUGCCCAGCACCUCUUAUCGUGCCAUACCCGGUCCAGAAGGUAACGGAAAUGCCGGCAGUUAUGGUGCGCAAGACCCCAGCAGAAAUCCCAGAAACAGAGGUAGAAGUUGUGUCUCCAGAUGGGACAGUUCGUGUUCCGGAGGAAUAUAUCCGCGAAUAUAGAAAGACAAAAGCUCAAGAAGGAGGCUUUCUGUGUCAAACAAUGGAGUGCUGUGGCGCCGACAAGGAAGACGAAGUGUUGUAUUCUGAGGGUGACCUCACUUGGAUGCAGCGGCAGGAAGAACAGGAGUCAAACACGGAUCAAGGUCCCCAGGCACCCCAUGGAUCCGCAAGAAGCAGCCCAACAGGAGCUGUGUUGACAAGGCCUCAUCAAGGAGAAGACUCUGAAGGCCGUGCCUGUAGCGGUGAAAGCGACGAAGCUCAUUGA